Molecule: messenger RNA, 1479 nt
Organism: Cercospora beticola
Lineage: Eukaryota; Fungi; Ascomycota; Dothideomycetes; Mycosphaerellales; Mycosphaerellaceae
Biological process (GO): peptidyl-lysine monomethylation
Cellular component (GO): nucleus
Molecular function (GO): protein binding; protein-lysine N-methyltransferase activity
Source: RefSeq, a predicted model, not a curated record
CAAGGCGACCGGCCCAGCACGAGCACGACAAUGGAGCCCAUGGAUGUCGACGACUUUCAGAAUGCCUCGGACGCCUUUCUCAAGUGGCUGAAGGAAUCUGGCGCAACCAUUUCUCCGAAUAUCCAACUUGCAGAUCUCAGAGACCGAGCUGCUGGACGAGGUGUUGUGGCAACGAAGGACCUGGCCGAAGACGAAGAGCUGUUCAGCAUUCCGCGAUCGUCCAUCUUGACGGCUGAAACUUCAGACCUGCCAGCCGCUGUGCGAAAAGAGAUCGACCACCCAUGGCUAUCUCUGAUCUUAGCCAUGGUCUACGAAUACCUCAAAGGCGACGACUCUCCAUGGCGACCCUACUUCGAUCUCCUCCCCGAAUCCUUCGACAGCCUCAUGUACUGGCCUGACGACGAACUCCAAUACCUCCAAGGCAGUGCCGUAGUCGACAAGAUCGGCAAAGUAACCGCCGAUUCCACCUUCAGCGAACAACUAAUCCCCAUCAUCGCCCAACACGCCGACACCUUCAAAACCGCCAGCCGCAGCAACGACGAACUUCUCGCGCUCUGCCAUCGCAUGGGCAGCACGAUCAUGGCCUACGCCUUCGACCUCGAGAAGCCCGAAUCCGAACAAAAUGCAAAGGGAGAUGAAGAGUGGGAAGAAGAUGAAGAAGAGAGCGCUACACUUCCCAAAGGCAUGGUUCCACUCGCCGACAUGCUGAACGCCAACGCCGACCUCAACAAUGCCAAACUCUUCUACGAAGAUGACAAAGUCGUCAUGAAGACAAUCAAACCCGUCUCAGCCGGUGAAGAACUCUACAAUGACUUCGGUCCUCUGCCACGUGCGGAUCUGCUUCGUAGAUAUGGAUACGUCACAGAUCGCUACGCAGCGUACGAUGUCGUGGAAAUUUCUUCCGAUUUGAUCAAAGAGCAGACGAAAGCACAACUCAAACUCUCGGAACAAGAGACUGAUGAGAAGUGGCAGUAUGCUGAAGAGCAAGGUGUCGGAGACGAUGCAUAUGAUGUCUCACGAGCAAGCAGUGAAGAAGGACAAUUUCCUGACGAACUGUGCGUGUUGCUGAAUUUGCUUGCAACGCCCAAGGCAGAAUUCGACAAGUUGAAGAAGAAGGAUAAGCUGCCUAAGACGGACCUCACAACCGAUGCGAAGAGGUUGCUGCGUGCGGUGCUUGUGCAUCGGUACGCCGUUUACCCAGAAUCAUCUUCCAGUAUGGAUCAGGACCUCGCCGGACGCCGCGCCAUGGCCAAGCAAGUCAUCGAUGGCGAGAAACAAGUCUUGCAAGAAGCCGUCGCUGCAGUCACAGAAGCCAAUGCCAACAAGAAAAGAUCUGCUGACACCCUCGAAGACGAAGCCAACGCGAUUCGACAACCGACAAAGAGGUGAACGACAUGCGAUCAGACAAAUAUUUCUUCGUACAAUGGGGUAUCAUCGCUAUCCUAUAAUUUACAACAAGAAGUCCAUCCUCUGUUGCCA